GGAGAAACACAAGUUGCUCUGGUCAUGUCGCCCUCGAACUUCUCAACCGGAGACCCAGACCACCUGGGAUCCAUUUUGUUCAACCCAGGCGGGCCCGGCGACUCCGGAGUCGAUUUCGUCCUCGAGUUCGAGCCGUACUUCCGUGCUAUCAUCGGGCCGCAGUACGAUCUGGUCGGAUUCGACCCGCGUGGUGUCGGCGAGACCACGCCAGCCCUCUCCAUCUUCAACUCGCCGGCCGAGGCGGAGCAGUUCUACAAGACAUACCCGUUCAACGUGAACGAGUCUGUCUCGUCCUUCGGACGGUUCUAUGCGCAGGCGCAGAUCCUCGGGGACCUCGCUCUCAACCGUGCUCAGCUCGUCGCGGAGUCUGUGGGCACCGCAGCAGUUGCGACCGAUAUGUUGAACAUUGCGCGUGCGUUAGGGCAAGAGAAGCUGAACUAUUGGGGAAUAUCCUAUGGCUCGAUUCUCGGUGCAACGUUCGCGGCGAUGUUCCCGGACAAUGUUGGCCGGCUGAUCAUUGAUGGCGUCUCCGACUCGCAUCAGUGGUAUUUCGGCGAGACGGACACUUCCUCGCUACUCGACACAGAUGCAGGCCUCACAACCAUCUAUGAAGCGUGCGUCGCAGCGGGACCUUCUCUGUGCGCCGUCUGGGAGAACAGCACGGACCUUGUGCGCGCACGCGUCGAUAACGCCAUCAACGCCGUGCACAUCGCGCCGCUGCCGCUCUUCAACGACACCAACUCAUCAGCGAUCACUUUCGCCGUCGUAGACUAUUCGCUCGUCGUGCAGAACCUGUUCCAGGCGAUCUACAUGCCGUUCAGCGAUGCGCCGGUCGCAGCAGAGGCGAUCGUGGCGCUCGAGCAGGGCAACGGAAGUCUUAUAUACCAGGGCUCGAUCGAGAGCGCCAUCGACGCGCUCGACACGUGUGCAAGCGAUGGCCAACCAUUCGUCGCGGGUAUCCUGGACACAGUGACUCCAAUUCUCUGUGGAGACAGCAUCGCGAGCAAGCAUCGCUCGUUUGAGCAGGCUCGCGCGGAUUAUGAGGCGAUGCUCGGGAUGUCUUCGCUCGCGACGGAGUGGUACCCCAUAACUUCCGGGACGUGCACGUCGUGGCCUAUCCAGGCGAAGGAUCUGUUUAAUGGCACGUUCGACACAAACACAAGCACGCCCAUCCUGCUUAUUGGAAACACAUUUGAUCCCGUAACCCCGAUUCAAAGCGCGCGAAACAUGUCUGCAGGUUUCGCAGGCUCCGUUGUCCUUCAGCAAAAUUCCACAGGGCACACCUCCCUUUCGGGCUUCUCGACCUGCACUGCGCUCGCCAUCCGCGCGUAUUUCCAGAACGGCACGCUGCCCGCGCCGGGCACGGUCUGCGAGACGGACACCCUCAUGUUCCAAGCGCCGAACAACUCGAGCGGUUUCGGCGGUGUUUCGAUCUCGGCGCGAGAUGCGCAUGUUCCGCUGGAUCUGCGCGAGGCAGAGAGGGUGUUGAGGGAGUCGACAUUCUUGAAGAAGAAUUGGUUUAGGAGGAGGAUGUGAGCGGAUGAUGGGUUGUGCGCCAAACAUGCGUUUUCGACUUUGGACAUACAAUC
This is a messenger RNA of Phanerochaete carnosa HHB-10118-sp, 1589 nucleotides long. RefSeq lists its product as uncharacterized. The record is from RefSeq and is a predicted model, not a curated record. Lineage: Eukaryota; Fungi; Basidiomycota; Agaricomycetes; Polyporales; Phanerochaetaceae. The transcript has 11 exons. The coding region runs from base 25 to 1536 and encodes 503 amino acids.